AAUAUCAAAAUCACAUAUCAAAAAUUUUGAUUGACGUGUAUUAGCUAAAUUUUCUCUUACACCACACCUAGCAAAUUGCUUUUUUUUAUUUUUUUGAAAAAGAAAAAAACUUGGCGGAUAAACAGAGGGUAUUGUUUGGUUUAUAAAGGGUGUUUGUGUCUAAACAGAAUAUAUUGUACUUGAUCUUUCAACCAACUGAUAUCGUACUCUUUCAUCACGUACUACUAUAAAUUUAAAACAUCAAGCUAACUUGCUCUAUAAAUAAAUUAUCUUCCAUUUCCUAAUUGUUCCAUCACAAAAGCGUUGAAUCUUUAAUACACUAAUUAAGGACUCACAGGCGAUCGAUCCUCGUCUCUUCCAUUUUCAGAAUGGACAUUAGUGAAGAAAGGAUGGAGAUGAAGCAGCAGUUAGAGUGGAAUGAAGCUCAGAAGGCUGUGAUAAAUGUGGACCUUGUUGCUGCAGCUAAAGAGCAGCUCAACUUUCUUUCUACCAUCGAUAGGAACCGUUGGCUGUAUGAAGGCCGUGGUCUGGAUAAAGCUAUUCAUAGGUACUACUCAUGCUGGCUGCCACUGUUGGCAAAACACUCUGAGUCCCGCUACUUUGACGGACCUUUGAUUGUUCCUUUGGAUUGUGAAUGGAUUUGGCAUUGUCACAGGCUCAAUCCUGUUAGAUACAAGGCUGACUGCGAGAAAUUAUAUGGGAGAAUUCUUGACAACCAUGAUGUUGUAUCUUCUCUGAAUGCGAAAUCAAAGCAGGAAUCUGAAGAACUGUGGAAACGUUUGUAUCCUAAUGAGACUUAUGACUUGGACUCAGCAAGAGCUCUUUCAGAAGAUGUCCAUGCACAACCUUUACAAGCUGAAAAAUGCAGUGAUUAUGAUCUAGUCUCUGCUGUUAAACGGCAAAGCCCUUUCUUCUACCAGGUAUCUAGACCACACAUAAACAGUGAUCUCUAUCUUGAAGGUGCUGUGGCUCGAUACAAGGGUUUCUUACAUCUGAUCCGGAGAAACAAAGAAAGAUCGAUUAAGAGUUUCACUGUUCCAACUUAUGACAUAGACCUUAUCUGGCACACUCACCAGUUACAUCCUGCUUCUUAUUGCAAAGACCUUGUUGACAUUAUGGGUAAGGUGUUAGAACAUGAUGAUACUGACUCAGACCGAACAAAAGGGCAAAAGUUGGAUACUGGAUUUUCUCGAACUACAAAGCAGUGGGAGGAGACAUAUGGUUCAAGAUAUUGGCGGGCAGGUGCAAUGUAUAGAGGCAGUUCACCAUCUCCUCUUAGGACUUCUUAUUUCCCCUCCAAGCCUACAACCAAGAACAUAGAUGUUUUCCAUGAGCACCAAAAGAUAAUGUAUUAUCCUGCGAUGGAAGCAGUGGAAGUUAUGUUAGAGUUCGUAGAUAUCAGAAACUUGCCAGAAGGACACAAGGGAAGUGUCUUUGUCUCAUUUAGCAAAACUCAACCUGAUAGAAUCUUCAAUGCAAAGAGACAACUUACUAUUUCGUCCAUAACUGGGGAAAAACAGGUUGCUUAUUUCCAUUGUGAACCUAAUGGUCAUCUUCUUUUUGAUCUCAUGUCCUCCUCAUCAUCUGGUUUGCCUAUUCCAAAUUCUGUCAAAUCUAUGGGUUCCGCUAAAGUCUCUUUAGAAGAUUUGGUUAGCCCGAAUUCAAAACUUACAGUGGAGAAGUGGUUGGAAGUUGUGCCAAGUUCUAAAAUGGAAACAGUAAAGCCAAUCUGUUUACGGGUAGCUGUCUCAGUUACAACACCUACUGCAGCACCAUAUGUCUUUCACUUUGUUCGUCCUCGAGCAUUCUCCAAAGCUUCUUGCUUUUUCCCACUUCCUGGAAGGAUUCAAAAUACUAAGAAUUGGACUCGUGUCAUUGAUGAUGCUGGUGAUGAGGUCAUUAGCCUUCAAAUGAGGGACUUGAAGAAAUCCAAGGGUAAAAACGAUUCUACGUUGCGCAAAGAGGUGAUCGGCAUCAGCAGGUCCGGUGAGGUACAUUCUCUUGCUGAGUUAGUAGGGGAAGAGUGGUUGCUGUUAGAUGCUCAGUGGUCCCUUCAACUUCAAACAUCCAGCAGCGACGACGGACACCUUUUUGAGUUGGCUGGUCACAGGAAUUUCCGGCACUCAUAUUUUGUACAGGUGAAGUUCUUCCCUGGUCAGAGGCUGGAUUAUGAACACAACCAUUGCACAAACCAAAGAAGUCAAGAUGAUUUUAUGACAGCAGUAGAGUUCUCUGCACUGGAACCUUAUGGAAAGGCAGUAGCAUUGGUUGACUUGAAAUUUGGAGUUAUUAAUGUGAAAGAGGAGUGGUUUCUUUUGCCUGGUUCUAUAACAGCUUUCGUACUUUGUGAUAUAUUGAGAAAGGAAGGGUAUAGUAGCCUGGUCGGCAGUGCCAAACAUUUGAAAGAGAAGGAUUUUUCCACCCAGGAAACUGACUUGUGCCAUGAAGAUAGUCUGGAAUCUGAGACAGAGAAGGGGGUGCAGUUGGACCUGGAGGCUCCCAAAGGAAACAUUGUAGCACCCGCAAAUGGAGCAAUCAGUGGAGGGUUCAGUAAUCUUACGAGGAGUGGAGCCUGUGGCAAUUGUGGUGCUGCUGGUUGUGGAAACAAAUUAGAGAGUGGUGGUUGUGGUGGGUGUGGAAGUGGAGGCUGUGGAACUAUGUUAGAAAGCAGUGGUUGUGGGGGCAGUGGCGGCUGUGGUGGAGGAGGUUGUGGAAAUAUGUUGAAAAGCAGUGGUUGUGGAGGCUGUGGUGGCAGUGGUGGCUGUGGUGGUGGUUGUGGUGGAGGUUGUGGAAAUAUGUUGGAAACCAGUGGUUGUGGAGGCUGUGGUAGCAGUGGCGGCUGUGGUGGUGGUGGUUGUGGUGGAGGAGGUUGUGGAAAUAUGUUGAAAAGCAGUGGCUGUGGUGGAGGAGGUUGUGGAAAUAUGUUGGAAAGCAGUGGCUGUGGUGGAGGAGGUUGUGGAAAUAUGUUGGAAAGCAGUGGCUGUGGUGGCUGUGGUGAGGUUGUGGCAAUAUGUUGAAAAGCAGUGGUUGUGGUAGUUGUGGUGGAGGAGGUUGUGGGAACAUGUCCAAAAGCAGUGGUUGUGGCGGCUGUGGUGGUGGUGCAUGUGGUAAUGGUUUGGCAUCUGUGAAAACUGCUAAGUUAAUGCAUAAAUGACAUCCCAAAGGAAACUGAUGCUAAAAUUAAAGCUGAUGAAGUCCUAUCACUUUCAUGCUUUUUACUGUUUGUGGAACCCUUUCCUUAUUAUUACACAAUAAGCUCUUCAUGACACUCCUGCGUCAUGUAAUCAGGAUUUCAGCUGUUUGGAAAUGUUUGUUGAUGUGUUGUUGUAUUAUAAUGAAUAUUACAAGGAAAUCAAGUGUCAAGGAUGAAUGUACUCAUCUGGUUCUAUUUGUAUUAUUAUGAAUGUAAAAAGGGAAUAAAGUGUCAAGGAUGAAUGUAGGUUCAACUAUAAGUUGUUCUAGUGUCUGGUUUGUGUGUCUUGUCUGUGUAAAUGCUAUUAUGGAAUAAAACAAAGGAGGCUGUGUUGUUUGCGUA
Messenger RNA from Capsicum annuum, 3535 nucleotides. RefSeq names its product glycine-rich domain-containing protein 2-like. NCBI's taxonomy places the organism in Eukaryota, Viridiplantae, Streptophyta, Magnoliopsida, Solanales, Solanaceae. Bases 369 to 3017 code for a protein of 882 amino acids. The record is from RefSeq and is a predicted model, not a curated record. The transcript is spliced from 9 exons.